Elephantulus edwardii (Cape elephant shrew) is the source of this 2187-nucleotide messenger RNA. It is a transcript of the gene GFRA2, whose product is annotated as GDNF family receptor alpha 2. Lineage: Eukaryota; Metazoa; Chordata; Mammalia; Macroscelidea; Macroscelididae. Bases 691 to 2085 code for a protein of 464 amino acids. The transcript has 9 exons. Gene Ontology annotation, cellular component: signaling receptor complex; external side of plasma membrane. Gene Ontology annotation, biological process: nervous system development. The record is from RefSeq and is a predicted model, not a curated record. Gene Ontology annotation, molecular function: signaling receptor activity.
AGAGGAGCGAGAAAGACACACACGCAGAGCACACGGGCACCGGAAUUCCAUUAGGAAAAAAGUGAGACGAGCAAGGGUUAGUGGGAGAAGAUUUCUUUUUUCUUCGUCUUGGUGCGAAACAAGCCACUCUGGUCUCUGAUUCUGGAAGCUCCCGCUGGAUUGUUUCUUGGCUUUCACACCCGUCGGUGGAUUUCUUUCAUUUUUUUUUUUUUUUUGCAUUUAAUUUUGACCCCCACCCUUGCCUCUUCCUACAGCUCUUCAUUCUCAAAUCGCCUCUUCCCUACCUUCCCAGCCCCUUCUUGGGAAGCGCAGGGGAAUCGGACCCGUGGAGAUCCACGCCUUCCCGGACCAACUGAGAAGAAGGUUGACCUCAGGACUGGGCUGUCGGUUCCUAAAACAUAUAUCUAUACAUUACAGACGUGUGUAUUUUAUUUUAGUGGGAAGAGGGGGGCGUCGAGAGGCGGCCCACCGCCCUCCUUCCACCCCACCCCCUCGAGCCAGAGGCGAGAAUCGCAGGACUCAGUCAGGAUCUUCACCGGGUGGACUAGCUGGGAUCUCCGCAUUGGAUUUGGGGCUGAUUAACACUGCUUGGCUAUUAGUAUUGUUAUCAUUAUUAUUACUAUUAUUAAUUUUUAACCCAAGGGAGAAAGAAAAAAAAAAAAAAGGAAAGAACUGUGGGAUCUAUUUAACAUGAUCUUGGCAAACGCCUUCUGCCUCUUCUUCUUUUUAGACGAGACCCUCCGCUCUUUGGCCAGCCCUUCCUCCCUUCAGGGCCCCGAGCUGCACGGCUGGCGCCCCCCAGUGGACUGUGUCCGGGCCAAUGAGCUGUGUGCAGCUGAAUCCAACUGCAGCUCCCGCUACCGCACACUGCGGCAGUGCCUGGCAGGCCGGGACCGCAACACCAUGCUGGCCAACAAGGAGUGCCAGGCGGCCCUGGAGGUCCUGCAGGAGAGUCCGCUGUACGACUGCCGCUGCAAGCGGGGCAUGAAGAAGGAACUUCAGUGCUUGCAGAUCUACUGGAGCAUCCACCUGGGGCUGACCGAGGGUGAGGAGUUUUACGAAGCCUCACCCUAUGAGCCCGUCACCUCCCGCCUCUCGGACAUCUUCAGGCUUGCUUCAAUCUUCUCAGGGACAGGGGCAGACCCAGUGGUCAGCGCCAAGAGCAACCACUGCCUGGAUGCUGCCAAGGCCUGCAACCUGAAUGACAACUGCAAGAAGCUGCGCUCCUCCUACAUCUCCAUCUGCAACCGCGAGAUCUCCGCCACGGAGCGCUGCAACCGCCGCAAGUGCCACAAAGCCCUGCGCCAGUUCUUUGACCGGGUGCCCAGCGAGUACACCUACCGCAUGCUCUUCUGCUCCUGCCAAGACCAGGCGUGUGCCGAGCGCCGCCGGCAGACCAUCUUGCCCAGCUGCUCCUACGAGGACAAAGAGAAGCCCAACUGCCUGGACCUUCGUAGCAUGUGCAGGACUGACCACCUGUGCCGGUCCCGGCUGGCAGACUUCCACACCAAUUGUCGAGCCUCCUACCAGACACUCACCAGCUGCCCUACGGACAAUUACCAGGCGUGUCUAGGCUCCUAUGCUGGCAUGAUUGGAUUUGACAUGACACCGAACUACGUGGACUCCAGCCCCACUGGCAUUGUGGUGUCCCCCUGGUGCAGUUGUCGUGGGAGUGGCAACAUGGAGGAGGAGUGUGAGAAGUUCCUCAGGGACUUCACCGAGAACCCGUGCCUCCGGAAUGCCAUCCAGGCCUUUGGCAAUGGCACUGAUGUGAACCUGUCCCCUAAAAACCCCUCAUUCCAGGCCACCCAGACCCCUCGGGUGGAGAAGAUUCCUUCUCUGCCAGAUGACCUCAGUGAUAGCACCAGUCUGGGGACCAGUGUCAUCACCACCUGCACUUCUGUCCAGGAGCAGGGCCUGAAGACCAAUAACUCCAAAGAGUUAAGCAUGUGCUUCACAGAGCUCACCACAAACAUCAUCCCAGGGAGUAACAAGGUGAUAAACCCUAACUCAGGCCCCAGCAGAGGCAGACCGACUGCUGCCUUGACCACACUCUCAUUUCUGCUGCUGCAACUGGCUUUGUAGGUCCUGGGAAGCACAGUGGAAGAUUUCUGGAAGCUUCACUAACGAGAAACACCUGCCCGACAAAAUGGAAACACACACAGACACACAAACACACACCCUUGC